AUGCGUUUCUUCGCUGCUGUUCUCGCCGCUCUUCCGGUCGUUCUGGGUAUCACUAUUCUGCAGCCUUCGCCGACCUCGUACUGGGUGGAGAUGACCACCAACGAGAUCGUCUGGAGCUAUAACGCAGGUGACCCGAGCCCCAUCACGGUUGUGGUGACGGCCCAGAAUGACACCACCUUAAAUGGCGUGUUCACUAUCGCCCAGAGUGUUGAUCUUGCCCUGGAGACUUAUACCAUCACGAACGUCACUCUGGUGGUCGGCUCUGGCUAUGCCGUGUCGUUCGUUAACCCCACCAACGAGAGCGAUGUCUACACCACGAGCCAGUCGUUCUCCGUCAUGGCACCAGGCACGUCCGCAGCGCCCUCUAGCGCCGUCCCGUCGUCCGCCUCGGGCUCUGCCAGCGGCUCCAGAGCGUCCAGCACGUCGCCGUCCACCAGCAGCAGCGGCAACCCGUCCUCGACUCACAGCAGUGCUGCCGCUCGCGCUUUCGGGAUCUCCGCACAGGGCAUGUACGGCACGCUCGCCGCGUGCGGUGUCGCCGCCGUGUCUGCGCUCCUCCUCUAG
Molecule: messenger RNA, 564 nt
Organism: Sparassis crispa
Lineage: Eukaryota; Fungi; Basidiomycota; Agaricomycetes; Polyporales; Sparassidaceae
Exons: 5
Coding region: 1-564 (187 amino acids)
Source: RefSeq, a predicted model, not a curated record